AAUCCAACAAAUUCAUUUCACCAAAAUUAAGUGCGGCUACUCGCUCGACGGGUUUGCACGCAGCAAAGGCGUUCCCGUAUGGCGGCAGCGCGCCAGCUCCACGGCCUCCUCCGCCUGCCGCCUCCCCGCCCCCUCCGCCCCGUCUUCGUGCCACCAACUCCCUGCCGCGCGCGCCCUCCCCUCGCCUCCCUGCGAGCUCCACAGCCACCACCUCCUCUCCCCAAGAAACGCCUCUCCAGCGCUUCCGAAGCCAAGAGCGAGACGGCGGCGGCGUUAGUGGGGGAGGAGGAGGAGGAGAAUGGAGCGACGGAGGAUGAGGCGCGGGGGGCGCAAGAAGGGGCGGAGGGAUACGUGGAGAGCGUUGGCGCCGGGGACCCGGCGGGCCCUCCGGCCCAUCACCUUGCGGUCCGCGCUGGUCUUGGGGACCCGGUGUUCUUCCUCCUGACCUUCGUCGCCGUCACGACAUCCGUUGCCUUCAUCAGCAUGGUAGCGGUGGCGAUUCCUACGAUGCUCGCUAUGAGGAGAGCUGCAAAUUCAUUUGCUCUGCUGGCUGAUGCAGCUCUGGAUGAGUUACCGAGCACGAUGACAGCUGUAAGACUCUCUGGCAUGGAAAUCAGUGAUUUCACCCUUGAACUUAGCGACUUGAGCCAAGUGAUAGCGGACGGUGUGAACAAGUCAACCAAUAUUGUUCAAGCAGUAGAAGAUGGAAUUCCUCAACAUAUAUGUCGAGGCAAUAGAAUACCUCAACUCAGAAAUUAGUGUGAUUAACCUGGCCCAAAGAAACAUAAAAAAAACUGGAGGGAAAGGGUUUGCAAGUGCAUCAGAUUGUUUAGAAACCUGGGAUGACUCGGACAACAUAACGGCUAUAAAUGCUCAAAAAGAUUUGAGACAUGCUACAAAAAUGGUGG
Molecule: messenger RNA, 908 nt
Organism: Triticum aestivum (bread wheat)
Lineage: Eukaryota; Viridiplantae; Streptophyta; Magnoliopsida; Poales; Poaceae
Exons: 4
Coding region: 79-759 (226 amino acids)
Source: RefSeq, a predicted model, not a curated record